Cladophialophora yegresii CBS 114405 is the source of this 1494-nucleotide messenger RNA. RefSeq names its product succinate-semialdehyde dehydrogenase. Lineage: Eukaryota; Fungi; Ascomycota; Eurotiomycetes; Chaetothyriales; Herpotrichiellaceae. Gene Ontology annotation, molecular function: succinate-semialdehyde dehydrogenase (NAD+) activity. The coding region runs from base 1 to 1494 and encodes 497 amino acids. The record is from RefSeq and is a predicted model, not a curated record. The transcript has a single exon. Gene Ontology annotation, biological process: GABA catabolic process.
AUGUCCUCCGCCCCCAAGCUCAAGGACCCCUCUCUCCUCAUCCAACAGGCCUUUGUCAACGGUAAAUUCGUUGACGCCGCCUCUUCACAGACCUUCGACGUCCACGACCCCGGCAACGGAAAGAAAAUAGGAUCAUGUCCCGAGUUCAGCGCUGACGAUACGAACAAUGCGAUCGCCGCCGCUGCCGAGGCUUUCCACUCGUUCAAGAAGACCCUGCCCCGAGAAAGAGCCACAUUGCUGCGGAAAUGGUAUAACCUGAUGGUCGAAAACGCCGACGACUUAGCAACCCUGAUAACGUGGGAGAAUGGGAAGCCCUUCAACGACGCCAAAGGAGAGGUCACCUAUGCGGCAAACUUCUUCCAGUGGUUUAGCGAGGAGGCGCCUCGAGUCUACGGCGAUACAAUCCCGGCCUCCGUCCCAGGAAACAGAGUCAUGACACUCAAGCAGCCUGUCGGCGUGUGUGGUCUCAUCACACCCUGGAAUUUCCCUGCCGCCAUGAUCACAAGAAAGAUUGGCCCCGCCAUUGCCGCGGGAUGCACAGUCGUGGCUAAGUCGCCCGGUGAAACACCCUUUACCGCCAAUGCGCUGGCCGAAUUGUCUCGCCGGGCGGGCUUCCCUCCGGGCGUGAUCAACAUCAUUACAGCGCUCAAGAAUACAGCCGAGGUCGGUUCCAUUCUCACCUCAGAUUCGCGGGUGAAGAAAGUUUCCUUCACCGGGAGCACGAACGUCGGCAAGCUCCUCAUGAAACAAGCAAGCAGCACGCUCAAGAAACUUUCCUUUGAACUGGGCGGAAACGCACCUUUUAUCGUUUUCGACGACGCGCCCGACCUGGACGCAGCGGUCGCCGGUGCCGUUGCAUGCAAGUUCCGCAGCUCUGGACAGACCUGCGUGUGCGCGAACAGGUUAUACGUCCAAGAAGGAAUCUAUGACGAAUUCGCCAAACGGUUUGCCGAGAAGGUCGGAAACUUCAAGGUCGGAUACGGCUUCGACGACAACAUCACGCACGGGCCUGUAAUCCAUGAUCGUGCGAUCGAGAAAGUCGACUCUCACGUUCGAGACGCGGAAAAGAAAGGCGGCAAAGUCAUCAUCGGAGGGAAGAAAUUGCCUGACUUGGGCUCGAAUUUCUAUGCCCCCACAGUGAUCACGAACGUCACGAAUGACAUGGCGAUCGCGCAGGAGGAGACAUUUGGUCCAGUGGCGGGUUUAUUCCCCUUCAAGACGGAGAAGGAAGUCGUUGCGCUGGCGAACGACGCUGAGGUUGGCCUUGCCGGUUAUUUCUACUCGCGAGACAUUGGCCGGAUCUACAGAGUCGCCGAAGCCCUCGAGGUGGGCAUGGUUGGCGUGAAUACCGGUCUGAUCUCGGAUGCCGCCUCACCAUUCGGAGGAGUCAAACAGAGUGGCUUCGGAAGGGAAGGAAGUAAAUAUGGCAUUGAGGAGUAUCUCUCUAUCAAGAGCGUUACCAUCGGUAAUAUCAGCAACGAUCUGCAGGGCUGA